This is a messenger RNA of Hypanus sabinus (Atlantic stingray), 5871 nucleotides long. It is a transcript of the gene cdk5, whose product is annotated as cyclin dependent kinase 5. Gene Ontology annotation, cellular component: nucleus; cytoplasm. The coding region runs from base 281 to 1264 and encodes 327 amino acids. Gene Ontology annotation, molecular function: cyclin-dependent protein serine/threonine kinase activity; ATP binding. The transcript has 14 exons. NCBI's taxonomy places the organism in Eukaryota, Metazoa, Chordata, Chondrichthyes, Myliobatiformes, Dasyatidae. Gene Ontology annotation, biological process: neuron apoptotic process; axonogenesis; protein phosphorylation. The record is from RefSeq and is a predicted model, not a curated record.
GUGUGUGUGUGUGUGUGUGUGUGUGUGUGUGUGUGUGUGUGUGUGUGUGUGUGUGUGUGUGUGUGUGUGUGGGGCGAGGGUGCAGGCGGUGCUAUUGAACCCUCCCAUGUUACAGGCGGCGCUGUGCGUGGCGGUGAGCCCUCUGGUGCUGUUGGUGCUGCUUAUGUGGAUGUGAGCCCUCCCAUUCUGCGUGAGGCGCUGUGCCUUCUGGUACUGCGAGUUGUGUUGUCGCGCAGUUAGUUAUCCGUCUGCUCGACUCCAGUCUCCGUGAUGCAGAAAUAUGAGAAACUGGAGAAAAUCGGCGAAGGGUCCCGUCACGGAACCCGUCUGCUCUGCUGACAGGCCCGGAAGCAGCAACAGGGGAGGACUGCUCUCGAAAUUAAGCCUAUUCCUUCACAGAACCUAUGGGACAGUGUUUAAAGCAAAGAACAAAGAAACUCAUGAAAUUGUGGCACUGAAGAGAGUUCGACUGGAUGAUGAUGAUGAGGGGGUGCCCAGCUCAGCCCUACGAGAAAUCUGUCUUCUGAAGGAGCUGAAACAUAAAAACAUUGUGAGACUGCACGAUGUUCUUCACAGCGAUAAGAAGCUGACCCUCGUGUUUGAAUAUUGUGAUCAGGAUUUGAAGAAAUAUUUUGAUAGUUGUACUGGAGAUCUUGAUGCUGAGAUUGUGAAGUCGUUCAUGUAUCAGUUGCUGAAAGGACUGGCAUUCUGUCACAGCAGGAAUGUGCUGCACAGGGACUUAAAACCCCAGAACCUCCUGAUCAACAGGAAUGGGGAGCUGAAGCUGGCUGACUUUGGGCUGGCUCGAGCAUUUGGGAUACCUGUCCGCUGUUAUUCUGCCGAGGUGGUGACACUGUGGUAUCGCCCUCCAGAUGUACUGUUUGGUGCCAAACUUUAUUCAACGUCUAUCGACAUGUGGUCAGCAGGUUGCAUAUUUGCAGAAUUGGCAAAUGCCGGAAGGCCUCUAUUCCCUGGGAAUGAUGUAGAUGACCAGCUGAAGAGAAUUUUCCGCUUGCUGGGAACCCCAACAGAGGAACAGUGGCCGACUAUGACCAAGCUUCCUGAUUACAAGCCCUAUCCUAUGUAUCCAGCGACAACGUCCCUACUAAACGUUGUUCCGAAGCUCAACACUACUGGUCGAGACCUACUGCAGAAACCGUCGACAUUGCUGCAACUUCCUGUCCUGCAUCAUCAGAAGUGCCAUGCACUUCGCCGGGAGGAGAUCCAACUUGAGUCCGAGACUUCGCCGAGACGAACCUGUUGAAGUGUAACCCAGUGCAGAGAAUUUCAGCCGAGGAAGCCUUACAACAUCCCUACUUUGCGGACUUCUGCCCUCCCUAAAGGAACACCUGCCCUUUGGCACUUCCCCGUUGGCACUGGACCUGAAGGAUUAACUGAAACUCGAGCUGCCUCUCCCCUCUCUGUGCUUCUUGACUCAGUCAUGACCAAAGUGGUGGACCCUUGAGGUGAUCUCAUUGUGGGCAGGUUCUUAAGAAUGAGAAUCUCACUUGAAGCAUUGGUGUGUUUGUCUGGAAGGAUUUUUAUUUUAGCAUUCCAUACAGAGCGUCAUGAAGAAGAGCACUUUUUGUCUGUAAAGAAUUCAUCUGACAUUUGUCCAGUCAGCUGUCAUGUUUACACAUUUGUAUCCUUAUUCACAAAUGUGUCGUGCAUCAGCAAGUGUGACUUUGUGCACAGGUGUGUUGCUUCUGUAUAUAUGCUUUUAUAUCAUGUGUUGCCAUGUAUUUAGUAAUGAUAAAUGUCUCAAGUACUUAUGUAUGUUAUUUUCAUUACGUGUGUAAUUAUGUCACUUUUUGUUAAUGUAUGUUAAAUAUGCCCUUCUCUAUCAUUUCUGCUCUCCCUCAUCUAUGUCAUUACUAGUCAGUUACAGGUUAGUGCUGUGUGGCCUCUUUGAGUGGGGUGUGUGUUGUCAGUGCUCCUGGGGGUCUGAAUGUUAUCGUGGAUUAGCAGAUUUGUGUGAUUUCAGAAUAUUUUGUUCACUGUGUUAGUGUGAACUCAUGGCAAUGAACCUGUGGUCAUGUGUUGUGGAGAAUGACUUUGUUUGGAGCUUAUCAUUAGUGAAAGCACUUUUUUUCAAAGAAAUUUGAAACUUUCAAAAACUGUUUAUAAUUUUGUUUGUGUUGUUGGCAGGUGCAUGUGCUUGUGCACACACUUGUACAUGAUGUCACUGUUUGCUAUUGAUGUGUGUGUAGUGUGUAAUAUAUGCUCCCUUGUGUCUCUGUUAAUGUGCUUUUGUGUACGUGUGUGUGUGUGUAUUUAGGGACCCUUUAUUUUUUGCUGGAUGUCCCUGUUACUGAGUGAAGAUUCUGUGGAGCUCAGAUUCCAAGAGUCAUCUUAUCAGCAUCCACCCAAACCUCACAGCUUGACCUCGCUACUGAACAAGGUCUCACUUAAUCUGGUUCAGCAGUAUUGUUGGAAAUUCCAGUUAAUGCACUUAUUUCAACACUUAGGUUACUGAAUCAUUCCAGUUCCUCUUGUGUUUUGGUAGCAAAGAAAGUAAGCAGUUGUCUGUGCAACAUACUGUAGCUGAUAAAUAUCAAUCUGCAAGCAACUUGUAAACCAUGGCAGAAAAUCAUUAUGGUAUAAUUUACUGGAGUGCCAAACUUUAUACCUCCUUGAGUGCAAAACAAUUAACAAAAGUGGAACGGUUUGAAAAUUUCAUUAUUAAAGCAGGAGGGCAAUGCAGGAGAUUCCAUCAAACCCAAGCAGUGACUGGCUGAAAUACUUUCUAUUUCACAUUUACUUGUAACUCCUGAUUGUUGAUAAUACAAAGAUUGGAGGUGUUGGGGAUAGUGUGGAGGGCUGUCAGAGGUUACAGCAGGACAUUGAUAGGAUGCAAAAGGGCUGAGAAGUGGCAGAUGGAAUUCAACCCAGAUAAGUGUGAAAUGGUUCAUUUUGGUAGGUCAAAUAUGAUGGUAGAAUAUAGUAUUAAUGGUACGACUCUUAGCAGUGUGGAGGAUCAGAGGAAUCUUGGGGUCUGAGUCCAUAGGACCCUCAAGGCUGCUGCGCAGGUUGACUCUGGUUAAGAAAGUAUACAGUACAUUGGCCUUCAUCAACCAUAGGAGUGAGUUUAGGAGCCGAGAGGUAAUGUUGCAGCUAUAUAGGACCCUGGUUAGACCCCACUUGGAGUACUGUGCUCAGUUCUAGUCGCCUCACUAUAGGAAGGAUGUGGAAAACAUAGAAAAGGUACAGAGGAGAUUUGCAAGGAUGUUGCCUGGAGUGGGGAGCAUGCCUUAUGAGAAUAGGUUGAGUGAACUCGGCCUUUUCUCCUUGGAGCAACAGAGGAUGAGAGGUGACCUGCUAGAGGUGUGUAAGAUGAUGAGAAGCAUUGAUGGUAUGGAUAGUCAGAGGCUUUUUCCCAAUGCUGAAGUGCUAGCACGAGAGGGUAUAGUUUUAAGGUGCCUGGGAGUAGAUACAGAGGAGACAACAGGGUUAAGUUUUUUUUACGCAGAGAGUGGUGAGUACGUGGAAUGGGCUGCCAGCGACGGUGGUGGAGGCAGAUAUGAUAGGAUCUUUUAAGAGACUCCUGGACAGGUAUAUGGAGCUCAGAAAAAUGGAGGGCUGUGGGUAACCCUAGGUAAUUUCUCAGGUAAGGACAUGUUCGGCACAGCUUUGUGGGCCGAAGGGACUGUAUUGUUUUCUAUGUUUCUAUGUAAAGAAAUUGUAAACAAGCCAUUGGACCAAAUAAAGGUAAAUUCCAGGAGCAUUUCCUGAGCUGAGGACCCAGGUACAGUGUGCCCAGUAGAGACACAGAAGGCUGUAGAUGCUGGAAUCUGGAGUAACAGACAAGAUGCUGCAGGAACUCAGCAGGAUUAAGAAAUGUGGAAGGAAAUGGACAGUUUAUCUUUCAGGUUGAUUUCUUUCACUGGAAAUCUAGAUGGAAGGUUUCAGCCCAAAACAUUGGGUGUCCAUUUUUGUCUAUAGCUACUGCUCAUCGCACUGAGUUUCUCCAGCAUCCUGUUUGAUGCUUCAGAAUGCCCAGCUCUUAGUGUGGAUUAAAUCAGUGGGAGAUCCCUGGUCUUUCUGUCCAUUGUCUGAAAUGUCUGGAGAUUCCUCCUGAAAUGGAUCAAAGGAUUCUGAUUAAUCGUUUCCAUGUUCAAUCCAAGGCAUUGAACAUGUAUUUUAUGAUGUCUCAAAGAAAUCCAAGUGAAGGGACUGAGCUGAGGGGUACAGAGGGAAAGUUUCCAUUAAAGGCAGAAAACUGAAAUUCCACAGCAUUCAGGUCUGGUUGAGUUAGUGCGGGUAAGACAAAUGUAUAUCCAUCAACAAGCAACAUGGAAAACUUUGUUUUGAGUCACUCAGGAAAGGGUGGACCUGCAUAAGGAUCCUGCACAAAAUUAAAGCAAAUGUGAAGGAGCAACACCGCUGGAGGAACUCAGUGAGUCAAGGGGGAGGGGGAUGUGGAAUUGAGAUUUUGGGUUGAAACUACAUCAGAACUGAGAGAGAUUAUCAGUAUAAAGAGGAGGGUGUGGUGGCAGUGAGAUGGGAAUCUGAGGUGAUUGGAGAACUGAGGAGGGGUGAAAGAUACAGUGAAGGAAUAAUUGUGGAUCACAUGGUCUCCUCUAUUGCCAUGGUGAGGCCACACUCAGGUUGGAGGAGCAACACUUUAUCUUCCAUUUAGGUGGCCUACAAUCUGAUGGCAUGAGCAUCAAUUUCUUGAACUAUUGUUAAUGCACCCCUCCCCCUUCAGCCUUCCCCAUUCCCAUUUCCCUCUCUCACUUUACCUCCUUACCUGCCCUUCAGCUCCCUCUGGAGCACCUCCAAUUCUCUUUCUUCCAUGGCCUUCUAUCCUCUCCUAUCAGAUUCCCUUUUCUCCAGCUCUUGAUCUCUUUCACCAAUCGACUCCCCUCUCACAGUUUCACCUAUCACCUACUGCCUUGUACAGUAUCUCUUCCUCACCUCCCCAACCUUCUUACCCUAACUUCUCGUCUUUUUUUCUCCAGCCCUGAUGAAGGAUCUCAGCCUGAAAUGUCGACUGGUUACUCUUUGCUAUAGAUGUACCUGACCUGCUGAGUUUCUUCAGCGUUUUGUGUGUGUUGCUUGGAUUUCCAGCAUCUGCAGAUUUUCUUUUGUUUCAGACUAGAGAAGCAUGAUUUGAUUUUAGAACAGGAAGUUGUGAAGGGAUCUGACAGGUAGAACAGCCCACUCGGACUUCCUCCCCCAUUCAUGUCAACCUUCUGCAUUAAUCUCAUCUGCCAGGAGCCUUCUAAUACUAGGUGACUUCAAUGCUCAUCCAUAAAUUCUCAAGCACAGUCACCACUCUCUUCAGCUGUGUAUUCCAGAUACCACUAUCUGAAUAUGUUCCCCUCAGAUCUCUAAAUUUCUUUCCCCUUACCCUAUAUCCUCCAGUUUUAUCUGCCUCUGAGAAAGGGAACAGUUUCUGCAAUCUCCUCUUUCUAUACCCCUCAUAAUUUUAUAUACUUUGAUCAUCCCUUGUAUUCUCCUUCACUCCAGAGAAAACAUAAUAGAAAUGCUCCACCCCAGAAAACAUCCUGGUGAAUUCCCUGCAUCCUCUCCAGUAUCACAAACAGUAUAGUGCAGUAACUGGAAUGCGCAUCUUAUUCCAGCAUUUUCUGCUUUUAUUUCAGAUUUCCAACAUUGGCAGUCUUUUGGUUGAAGUCGUGAGAAUGUUCCAGUUUUACCGUAUUAUGAGGAAAAUAUUGAGCCUCAGGGCUACAAAACAGACUUAACAUAGAUAAUACUGGACCUAAGACAUUAUGGUCAUUGGAUAAGUUAACAGGUCUGCAUUCUCUGUGUUAAAUCUGUCACUGUGAUUUGUUGUAGCUGGUUACUCCUUUUUUUUGUUCAGUGAAUGUAUUUCUUAGGGAAGUAAAUAAAUUACAUCAAACCACA